Molecule: messenger RNA, 5861 nt
Organism: Pelobates fuscus (common spadefoot toad)
Lineage: Eukaryota; Metazoa; Chordata; Amphibia; Anura; Pelobatidae
Gene: CADPS
Product: calcium dependent secretion activator
Exons: 32
Coding region: 587-4798 (1403 amino acids)
Biological process (GO): dense core granule exocytosis; synaptic vesicle exocytosis; positive regulation of exocytosis
Cellular component (GO): glutamatergic synapse
Source: RefSeq, a predicted model, not a curated record
ACUGCAGUCACUGAUUUAAUUCAGCACUCUGGAUAGCUCCCUGCUCUUUCUGCCUUUAAUGUCCUUACAGGACAAAAGAGCUGGAGUUAAAAAAAAAUCCCCAUCUGCAGCAUCCAUUAGCAGAUUACACGGCCACGAUUUACCAAUGGCACUGCAUCCGUCGCUAGUAUUUUGUCUCUAUCCGCUUUCCUUUCUCCAGUAAGAGUGCAGGCGGUUCCAGCUGGGGAGGAGAGAGUUAAAUCAAUAAACACGUAAGCAUUCACUCCCCUAUGGGGAAGAUGCCUAUUUUGCACUUAGCUGCAACAACAGCUUGCAACAUCAGGCAUUCCAUUUGAACGAAUGUUGGGGUUUUUCCAUGGGUGAUUGCACCUGGUGAUUUGGAACGCCGAGGUUGACCUGGUAGAAUCUCCAGGGUGAAGAAGAAGCCUAGACUUGACUGUUAGAUUGCUCUGGAUCAAGCUUCUACAUCCAUUGCUGGAGCCCAGAGGCAGAGCUUCCUAUUGAUCCCAGUUCCAGCCUCCAGAGCUGGUAGUGUCUUCUUCUGCUGUUCCCCCUUUGCUUUAUUGGUGAACCUUGAUCUGAGAAGAUGCUGGACCCAUCUUCGAGCGAGGAGGAAUCAGAUGGACAAGUGGAAGAAGAAUGCAAAGAGGUACCGGCCCCGACUACUGGAGCUAGGUUGUCCCCUAGUAGGACCAGCGAGAGUUCAGGAGGUCUACAACCCAGCAGCAGGAGCAGCAGUGUGAGACCUUCCAGCCCAAGCCCAUCGGUGGUCAGCGAGAAGGAGAAGGAAGAGCUGGAGAAAUUGCAGAAGGAGGAAGAGGAGAGAAAGAGGAAGCUCCAGCUCUACGUAUUUGUGAUGAGGUGCAUUGCAUACCCCUUCAAUGCCAAGCAGCCCACCGACAUGGCGAGGAGGCAACAGAAGAUAAGCAAACAGCAAUUACAAACUGUGAAAGAUCGUUUUCAAGCUUUUUUCAAUGGAGAAACUCAAAUUGUAGCAGACGAGGCCUUUAUGAAUGCUGUUCAGAGCUAUUAUGAGGUCUUUCUGAAGAGUGAUCGAGUGGCCAGAAUGGUGCAAAGUGGAGGAUGUUCAGCCAACGAUUCUCGCGAAGUUUUCAAGAAGCACAUAGAGAAACGAGUUAGAAGUCUUCCUGAGAUUGAUGGUCUAAGCAAAGAGACUGUCUUGAGUUCCUGGAUGGCAAAGUUUGAUGCCAUUUAUCGAGGAGAAGAGGAUCCACGAAAACAGCAGGCCCGCAUGACCGCCAGUGCUGCCUCUGAGCUCAUUCUCAGCAAAGAACAGCUGUAUGAGAUGUUUCAGCAAAUCCUGGGAAUAAAAAAAUUUGAACACCAGCUUCUGUACAAUGCAUGCCAGUUGGAUAACCCUGAUGAACAAGCUGCUCAAAUAAGAAGAGAAUUAGAUGGUCGUCUUCAGAUGGCAGAUCAGAUUGCAAGGGAACGCAAAUUCCCCAAAUUUGUCUCCAAAGAAAUGGAAAACAUGUACAUCGAGGAGCUGAAGUCUUCUGUUAAUUUACUUAUGGCAAAUUUGGAGAGCAUGCCAGUGUCCAAAGGAGGAUCUGAAUUUAAGCUGCAAAAGCUGAAACGCAGCCAUAACACAUCCAUCAUAGACAUGGGAGAGGAGAAUGAGAAUCAGCUCUCCAAGUCUGACGUUGUCCUAUCUUUCAGCUUAGAGGUUGUUAUAAUGGAAGUCCAAGGCUUAAAAUCUCUUGCACCAAACCGUAUUGUAUAUUGUACGAUGGAGGUAGAAGGAGGCGAGAAACUUCAAACUGACCAGGCAGAAGCUUCCAAACCAACGUGGGGAACUCAAGGUGACUUCAACACAACACAUGCACUGCCUGCAGUCAAAGUGAAGCUUUUUACGGAGAGCACUGGGGUCUUGGCGUUGGAAGAUAAAGAACUAGGAAGGGUUGUCCUACAUCCUACACCAAACAGCCCUAAACAAUCAGAAUGGCAUAAAAUGACAGUUUCCAAAAACUGCCCUGAUCAUGAUUUGAAAAUCAAAUUAGCUGUUCGAAUGGAUAAACCUCAGAACAUGAAGCAUUGUGGGUAUUUAUGGGCUAUCGGUAAAAACGUGUGGAAAAGAUGGAAGAAGAGGUUCUUUGUUCUAGUCCAGGUUAGUCAAUACACAUUUGCUAUGUGCAGUUACAGAGAGAAGAAGGCUGAACCCCAGGAACUCUUGCAGCUUGAUGGAUACACAGUGGAUUACACCGACCCUCAACCAGGUUUGGAAGGCGGCAGAUCGUUUUUCAAUGCAGUUAAGGAAGGAGAUACCGUAAUAUUUGCAAGUGAUGAUGAACAAGAUAGAAUUCUGUGGGUUCAGGCAAUGUACAGAGCCACCGGUCAAUCUCACAAGCCUGUACCACCAACCCAAGUCCAAAAACUCAACGCAAAAGGUGGAAAUGUACCACAGCUUGAUGCACCAAUUUCCCAAUUUUAUGCUGAUAGAGCACAAAAACAUGGCAUGGAUGAAUUUAUCUCUUCCAACCCUUGCAAUUUUGACCACGCCACGCUUUUUGAGAUGGUGCAGCGCCUCACAUUGGACCACAGACUCAGCGACUCUUAUUCCUGUCUGGGUUGGUUUAGUCCUGGCCAGGUGUUUGUCUUGGAUGAAUACUGUGCACGAUAUGGCGUUCGGGGCUGCCAUCGACAUUUGUGUUAUCUUAGUGAUUUACUGGAACGUGCAGAGAAUGGAGCAAUGGUCGAUCCCACUUUACUGCACUAUAGUUUUGCUUUCUGUGCAUCUCAUGUACAUGGGAACAGCCCACAAAUUUCAGAAUUAUUUGGUGGGUCACAGCAUAAUGCAGAAGGUGAGGGGAGCAAAGUACCUAGUCCCUCUGCUAUUGAACCAGAGACUAAACGAGAUUCUAAAAGGGAUUCUAAAAAGAGGAAAGAUUCAAAAUCUCAGCCGAACCCAGAACCUAAAAGGCCUGAUGGCAUCGGAACAGUAAGGGUGGAAGAAAAAGAACGUUUCGAAGAAAUUAAAGAAAGGCUGCGUUUGCUUCUGGAGAAUCAGAUCACACAUUUUAGGUACUGUUUUCCUUUUGGACGACCUGAGGGGGCUUUAAAAGCUACUCUGUCUUUGCUGGAGAGGGUUUUAAUGAAAGACAUAGUUACACCUGUCCCUCAAGAGGAAGUCAAAAAUGUUAUUCGGAAAUGCCUAGAGCAAGCAGCAUUAGUGAACUACACCAGGCUAUCAGAAUAUGCUAAAAUUGAAGAGAAUCAAAAGGAUGCAGUACAUCGGCCUAAGCCAAAAUCACCACCUGUGCCUCCACCCAAUCAAGCGCAGGCUAACAUGUUAAAUCAGAGGCUCAAAGGCAUGCCUAGGCAAAUACCAAAAAAUGUAGGGCGAUUAGUAACUCCAGCCAAAAAGCUAGAAGAUACAAUACGUCUUGCGGAACUUGUAAUAGAAGUUCUCCAGCAGAAUGAGGAACAUCAUGCAGAGGCAUUCGCUUGGUGGUCGGACUUGAUGGUGGAGCAUGCAGAGACAUUCCUCUCUCUUUUCGCGGUGGACAUGGAUGCAGCUUUAGAAGUCCAACCUCCAGAUACAUGGGACAGCUUUCCAUUGUUUCAACUAAUCAAUGAUUUCCUACGCAGUGACUAUAAUUUAUGCAAUGGAAAAUUCCACAAACACCUCCAAGACCUGUUUGCUCCACUUGUUGUCAGAUAUGUUGACCUCAUGGAGUCUUCAAUUGCACAAUCAAUUCACAGGGGCUUUGAGCGUGAAUCAUGGGAGCCAGUAAAGAGUUUAACAAGUAAUCUGCCCAAUGUGAAUCUACCAAAUGUGAAUCUCCCUAAAGUACCAGUUACCCUACCAGUUAACCUCCCACAAAUGCCUAGUUUUUCUGCACCGUCAUGGAUGGCUGCUAUAUAUGAUUCUGAUAAUGGAUCAGCCACUUCGGAAGAUUUAUUUUGGAAACUCGAUGCCCUACAAACAUUUAUUCGGGACCUUCAUUGGCCCGAAGAAGAAUUUGGGAAGCACCUUGAGCAACGCCUUAAACUUAUGGCAAGUGACAUGAUCGAGUCUUGUGUCAAAAGAACUAGAAUUGCCUUUGAAGCAAAGUUACAGAAAACCAGCCGAUCAACGGAUUUUAGAGUACCACAAUCAAUAUGCACCAUGUUUAAUGUCAUGGUAGAUGCUAAAGCACAAUCAACUAAACUGUGCAGUAUGGAAAUGGGCCAAGAGUUUGCUAAACAGUGGCACCAAUACCAUUCUAAAAUUGAUGAGCUAAUUGAAGAAACAGUUAAAGAAAUGAUAACGCUUUUAGUGGCAAAGUUUGUGACUAUUCUAGAAGGUGUUCUGUCCAAACUCUCCAGAUACGAUGAAGGAACAUUAUUUUCCUCAUUUCUGUCAUUUACUGUGAAGGCAGCGUCCAAGUAUGUGGAUGUCCCCAAGCCUGGAAUGGACCUUGCCGAUGCCUAUGUGACAUUUGUACGCCACUCACAGGAUGUCCUCCGUGAUAAGGUCAAUGAGGAGAUAUAUAUAGAAAGGUUAUUUGAUCAAUGGUAUACGAGUUCAAUGAAUGUUCUUUGUACCUGGCUGACGGAUCGCAUGGACAUUCAGCUUCAUAUUUACCAGCUAAAAACACUUAUUAGGAUUGUCAAGAAAAAAUACAGAGAUUUCCGAUUGCAAGGCGUACUGGACUCCACUUUAAACAGCAAGACAUAUGACGCAAUCAAAACCAGGCUAGGUGUAGAGGAGAGUGUAGCUUCGAUCAGCGAAGGAGGUGGCUUGCAAGGAAUUACCAUGAAAGACAGCGAUGAGGAAAAUGAAGAUAACAAUUAAUUUAUUUUGGUUUUAGAGGCCCUUUUGGAUGUAGCCUGGUACCCAGUGCAUGUCUGUUAUGUUAAACCAUACUAGGGACUUUUCCGUCAGCUCCAAAUGCCCAUAAGAACUGUACCAAUAGAAAUCUCAUUCUAGCUGUGUGAUAAUUAACAAAUACACACCUACAUUUGGUUCAUGGGAUUCCCAAAUUUCAAAUCUAUAUAUGUUCAUAAGCAAUAUAGAGCACCAUUGUUUAAAUACUGUUAAUUGAAUUAUAAUGAAAACAUGCUAGGUGUCUCCCUGUCCUCGGCAAAAAGUAAACAAUGCUUCAUCAGUACUGUAAUGUAUAUACGUUGAUGGUAAAUUGUUGUGAAAAUUAAGUGACCUCUAGUAAUUUCAUUUAUGUUGCAUCAGUAGCAGCUUAUCAAAUGAAUUAAUAAAAAAAAAACUUUCUUUUUUAAGAGACAAGUAAGGCUACACCCAAUGAGGUUCAUCAUUAACAAAACUAAGAGAGACAACAACAGAAACAACCGAUUUCUUUCCAUUCUGAAUUCUUGUUUAUACAACCAUCAUAAUAUAUUUUCAAUAUUCCGUUAGAUGAGUAGAGGUUACAUGUCCGUGGAAUAGUAUUCUGAAACCACACAAGUUUACCUUUGCCAUAAUAGAAUACAUCUAAACAGGACCACCCUCCAAGCCAGCUUUAUGUUAAAGUCUUCUUUAUCAAUGUUAUGUUCUGUUUAGGUUUUAAUAAAAGUGUAUGUAAAGAAAAAAUUAAAUAAAAAGAAAGACAACUUUAAUAACAAACUUAGACUAUAAACUGUGUUUAUAAUAUUAUACAGUACUUAUUUCCGUAGAAUGUAGCCUUGAUUUACAUUGCUUUACGUUAAACAAUUCUUUUUAUAUUUGCCAUGUACAUUGCAUUUUAUCCAGUAAUUGCAUGUCACCAGGGUCCCUCAAGAAGCUUUUUUUUCUCUGUGUAAAAUAGUGGAUCCAUCUUGCUUUUGCCUUACAAAAGCCUACAGUUGUAAAAGUGUGAACACUGUGGCUUCUCAAUAAAUAACUAUUCAGAUGUCUUACAAAUCAA